AUGUACACCAUCACCAAGGGACCCAGCAAGCUGGUCGCGCAGCGGCGCACAGGUCCGACGCAGCAGCAGGUGGAGAGCAGGCUCGGCGAGCUCCUGAAAUGCCGGCAUUCCGCGCCGAUCCCGCAGCACCCGCGGGCACAGCCGCCGGGCCCCUGGCCCCUGUCGAGUCCAGGGCCGAGGCUCGUGUUCAAUCGGGUGAAUGGCCGCCGGCCGCCUGCCACGUCCCCAUCCUUCGAGGGAACCCAGGAGCCCUACACACUGGCCCACGAGGAGAACGUCCGAUUUGUGUCAGAAGCCUGGCAGCAAGUGGAGCAGCAGCUGGGUGGUGGCCCGGCCGGUGAGAGCGGGCCAAGGCCUGUGCAGUAUGUGGAGAGGACCCCCAACCCCCGGCUGCAGAACUUCGUGCCCAUCGACCUGGACGAGUGGUGGGCACAGCAGUUCCUGGCCAGGAUCACCAACUGCUCCUAG
Messenger RNA from Rangifer tarandus platyrhynchus (Svalbard reindeer), 468 nucleotides. The record is from the annotation of a GenBank genome assembly. NCBI's taxonomy places the organism in Eukaryota, Metazoa, Chordata, Mammalia, Artiodactyla, Cervidae.